Molecule: messenger RNA, 909 nt
Organism: Lodderomyces margitis
Lineage: Eukaryota; Fungi; Ascomycota; Pichiomycetes; Serinales; Debaryomycetaceae
Gene: SEC13
Product: GTPase-activating protein
Exons: 1
Coding region: 1-909 (302 amino acids)
Biological process (GO): positive regulation of TOR signaling; protein import into nucleus; COPII-coated vesicle budding
Cellular component (GO): nuclear pore outer ring; COPII vesicle coat
Molecular function (GO): protein binding; structural molecule activity
Source: RefSeq, a predicted model, not a curated record
AUGGUAACAAUUGGUAAUGCACAUGAGGAUCUAAUCCACGAUGCAGUGUUAGACUACUAUGGCAAACGAUUGGCCACCUGCUCGUCCGACAAAACUAUUAAACUAUUUGACAUCGACGGCACUGAAAACUAUAAAUUAAUCACGACAUUGUUGGGUCACGAAGGUCCCAUUUGGCAAGUUGCAUGGGCCCAUCCCAAAUUUGGAUCGAUAUUAGCUUCAUGCUCGUACGACGGUAAAGCGUUAAUCUGGAAGGAACAACCAGAAACUCAGCAAUGGUCAAUUAUUGCUGAACAUACCAUACAUCAAGCCAGUGUCAAUUCUGUAAGCUGGGCUCCUCAUGAAUUAGGAGCAGUGUUGUUGUGUACGUCAUCUGAUGGCAAAGUGUCAGUAGUUGAUUUCAACGAUGAUGGAACUACGUCACAUGUAAUAUUUGAUGCUCAUGCAAUUGGGGUUAAUUCAGCAUCAUGGGCACCAAUCACCACUUUGUCUUCAUCAUCAACAAAAGACGCCGCAAGUUUAAAGCAACAACGUCGAUUCGUUACUUGUGGAUCGGACAAUUUGACUAAGAUUUGGAAAUACGACACUAGUACCAAUAAUUAUACCGAAGAGGCGAAAUUGGAAGGGCAUACUGAUUGGGUGAGAGAUGUUGCUUGGUCUCCAUCGAACUUGGUUCGUCCUUAUAUUGCGACUGCUUCCCAAGACCGUACUGUAUUGAUAUGGACACAGGACAAAGAUGGCAAAUGGCAGAAACAGCCUUUAACCGAGGAGAAAUUCCCUGAUGUUUGUUGGAGAUGUUCGUGGUCAUUAUCGGGAAAUAUUUUAGCUGUAUCUGGCGGUGAUAAUAAAGUCACUUUAUGGAAAGAGAAUUUAAAGGGCAAAUGGGAACCAGCUGGAGAAGUAGAACAAUAA